Messenger RNA from Octopus sinensis (East Asian common octopus), 1187 nucleotides. RefSeq names its product myoglobin-like. NCBI's taxonomy places the organism in Eukaryota, Metazoa, Mollusca, Cephalopoda, Octopoda, Octopodidae. Gene Ontology annotation, molecular function: metal ion binding; indoleamine 2,3-dioxygenase activity; L-tryptophan 2,3-dioxygenase activity. Gene Ontology annotation, biological process: 'de novo' NAD+ biosynthetic process from L-tryptophan. The transcript has 11 exons. The record is from RefSeq and is a predicted model, not a curated record. Bases 189 to 1187 code for a protein of 332 amino acids. Gene Ontology annotation, cellular component: cytoplasm.
AGUUUACACCGUUACACAAUACUACACUAUACAAAAUUCACAUUAUUCGACACUCGAUAUAUUUGUAUAAAGCUAUCACACUCAACCUCAAGUUACAGUACGUUUCUAUUUCAGUCUAAACUCAAUCAAAACCCCAUAAUUAUCUCCAUUUGCUUAAAUACGUAAGACGAGAGUGCUACCGGAAUACGAUGGAAUGUAAGAUAGUUGCCGACUUCAAACAGGGUUUGUUUUGCAUUGAUCCUCUCUAUGGUUACAUUCUUGGAGAUCCGCUGGAGAAACUACCAAGUUACUUUGAAACGUGGAAUGAAUUGGCGAAAAACAUGCCGAAACUUGUUGAAACCAAAGAAUUUCGCAAUAAAGUUAACAACAUGACUCUUUUGGACAUUGCAAAGUUGAACGGGCACAAGGAGAAGCGUUUGGCACAUCUACAGCUUGCUAUCAUUGCAUCAGGUUAUAUUUGGCAAGAAGGCGAAGAAGGAGUGACCAAGAGCAUUCCGGAACAGUUGGCGGUUCCAUGGUACAGACUAUCAGAAGAAUUAGACUUGAAGCCUAUUCUAACAUAUGCCGAUAUUAUAAUUAUUAACUGGAGGAAAAAAGAUGAGAAUAAGCCCCUGGAGUUAGAUAACCUCCGAUGUCUUUACAAUGUGACUGAAGGUGAAAAUGCCGAAUGGUUUAUUACAGUCACAAUUCAAAUUGAAUUUGAAUUCGCAGCAGCAAUCCAGUCUAUUUUGGAAGCUAUCCAAGCUGUCUCUGAUUCUGACACACCAAGACUCAAUCGUUGCUUGCGUGAGAUCAACGACGUUAUAUUAAAUAUGUUGAAAGUGUUUCGCAGAAUGCACGAAAAAUUAACAGCUGAAGUAUUUUUCAAAAAAAUGCGGCCUUUUUUGAAUGGAUGGGGCACGGAAGGAAAUUGUCUGCCAGAAGGAUUGAUAUACGAGGGAAUAGAUGAUAAACCAAAGAAGUGUGUUGGUGGUAGUGCGGCCCAGAGUUCCAUACUGCAGACAUUGGACGCUUUCUUGGAAAUAAAACAUAACAAAGACAAACAGAUGUUUUUGGACGAGAUGAAAGAAUAUAUGCCAAAGCCUCAUCGAGAUUUCAUUGACGCAAUAAAAAAAUCGCCAAAGGUUCGAAACUACGGUAAGACAUUUUGUGUAGAUAGAUCUAAUCACGUGAUUUACGUCAGAUGA